AUGGAAGCUUUCGUUAUCACCGAUGUUUGGGAUGCUGAUUUGCGCUUCCGUGCGCUGCCCGGUGCCCAACAGCAGCCUGUGUUGCCGCCCUGCGUCCCGACCGCCGCACAUCGCGAGGAUGUUAGGGGAUGGCAGGAACAUGUCGAGAAGGAGGGCCUCACCGAUGCAUUCCAGCCGCUCCGUUACACGGAAGGCAAACGUUACGAGGGAAUAAUCAAGGAGAGCAAGAAGAGAGAGAAAAGGGUAGACAAGGAGAUUAGAAGGACCCGCAAGCUCGUCUCAGAGGCGAUUGAGGCCCUCACGCAGACGCUCACGAGAAGGCCCCGAGGACGACCCCCAAAGAACUCCCGACCGAAAGACGCACAAGUAGCAUCACAGCCAUCACUGCGUCGACCCACACGGCAAGAGUCGAGGACCAUGCAGGCCCUAGAGGAAGCCCUGAAGGAAGUAAAGUGGUACAAGGCCAAGAAUGCCCCUAGGCACCAGAGGCAACGUCCCGAAAUGUGCCGCCUCGACUUCCCGACACCGUGCGGCACAGUACAGGCCUGCACACGCGUCCAUGACGGUUACUGGUAUGGGGGCCAUCGACCUGGCACUCCCAUUUUCAGGUGCAUUGAGAUCCCUCAGCCGCGCGGGCCUGAGACAAAGAUCGUGUUCAAGUACCCGAGCAUUCUCGACGGGUACUCGAAUUUCCUCGAAAAGCACCCAAACUUACUCGAUAAGUACCCGGACUUAUUCGAGAAGUAUCCGAACUUUUUUUACGAGAAGGACGCUGACCUAUUCGAGCGGUUCACGGAUUAUAAACUCCGGUUCGAAGGCAUCGUGCCUUUCGACCGCGGGGAGAUGAGCGUGCGGUUUUACGACCACGCCCUUCCGAAUUUAUUGGUGAUGGUUGUCGCCAUGCUCGGCUACGACUCCUGCCAUCAUAGUCAGGGGCUGGACCGAGUGCGUGAAGUGGUGGAGAAGACCAAGGCCAUGCUGAAGCUGGAUCUCAUGGAACUCACGAACCCGGAGGUUGGACAAUUGUGGGUUUGUCUCAAAGAAUUGCAAGAAUCGUGGGUGAUGCUGUAUUAUCGCAGCGGCAACCAGUCGAGGCUCCCUCGGUAUCUCAGGGAUCAGAUCAACGAUUCGAUCUCGCGUUUCUGGGAGAUGGGUUGGCUGAUAACCCAGCUGGGGCGAACCGGAACGAAAAUACCGUUUUGCCGUUUUAUGGUUCUGCAUGCCUGCGCGGGGCUUCUGCAAGCGGUGACAGGCCGCAACGUCAAGACGCUUUGCGAUGCAUAUUUCGCGAAGCUGUCUGAAGAGGGGUGCGAGCAGUAUGCAGACGGAGAGCGCGACGACGUGCUCAUCUACAAGAGCGACAAGCCCUUGACAAAGCACGAAGCAGUUCUCGGCGACCUCUACCACCCCGACGGCCCGCCGCCUUUACCAUCCUACCUACUAGAAAGGCUCAAGCACUCGCGGACACUUGCGAGAUCCGUGUUGCCGGAGCAGCCUGCGAGAGCCGAGCCUGAGCCAUCCUCCCCCGGGCCAACAGCUGCUGCCGACGCAGACACUAUCGUCGUCGCAUCCAGCUCCACGCCCGCAACGCCCGAGGCGACGAAGAACAGUCGGAAGAGACCUGCCGUCGACAUCGAGGAGAGAUUAGACGAAUCGACCCACCAGCCGCAGCCGGAGCAGGCCAAGAAGCAAGCUGGAACCACUACCGGAAGCCAGACUGCUGGUCCUCCCCUUACUACGAAGAAGCUGAGAGCCACGAAGCAAACCACAAACAACCAGAACCCUGGGCCGUCUCACCCUCCAGCCCCGAACUGA
Messenger RNA from Anthostomella pinea, 1815 nucleotides. Lineage: Eukaryota; Fungi; Ascomycota; Sordariomycetes; Xylariales; Xylariaceae. The record is from the annotation of a GenBank genome assembly.